UCCUUCUGGUCAAACUUUAAAAAAGAAAAAUAAAAAUAUAUUACUUCUUUCACCAUUUACUCAAAUCUCUCUCUCUCUCUUCAGCUUAGGGUUUUUCUCUCUCUAACUUUCCUUCUGUCUUCUCCUUCUUUCUUGUUUGUAAUCUAGAGCUUGUUAGUGAUCUUUGUAAUGAAAUAAGGAUACUAUUGAGCUUUGUUUUGCUUUAGUUUUUAGUGUAAUUUCGAGCUCGAUCGGUCUUGGUGGGUUUGGAAGAAAGUGAUUUGGAGAGAAGUUAUUCAUUCUGGCACUGUGGAAAAUCGUUUGGAUCUGCAUUUGCUAAAGUGCAGUGAUGUGCUGAUUAAUGGCGCUUAAACGUCCAGCCCCAGAGGCGGCUAAGAUUGCAAUUGGGUCCAUAGGGCGUGGAUAUGAUAUAACAGCAGAUUUGAGGUUGAAAUACUGUAAAGGGGAAGGAAAUAAUUGCCAGUUAAUUGAGAUUGAUGACGGUGGGGGCAGAGAGAUUAUUUUGCCGGGUGGAAUUUCAAUUCCAAAGGUGUCUAAAUCAAUAAAAUGUGAUAAAGGGGAGCGAACAAGGUUUAGUUCUGAUGUCCUCUCAUUCCAGCAGAUGUCAGAGCAAUUUAAUCAGGAAAUGUCAUUGACUGGAAAAAUUCCUUCUGGUCUCUUCAAUUCCAUGUUUGAAUUCUCAGGUUGUUGGCAGAAAGAUGCAGCUAACACAAAAACCCUAGCUUUUGAUGGGGUAUUCAUUACACUUUAUACAGUUGCAUUAGAAAAGUCUCAAAUGGUGCUCCGUGAUCAUGUAAAGAAAGCUGUCCCUUCAUCAUGGGAACCGGCAGCACUAGCAAAGUUUAUUGAGACAUUUGGCACGCAUAUUAUUGUUGGUGUGAAGAUGGGUGGGAAGGACGUCGUAUAUAUGAAACAGCAACAUUCAUCAGUUCUUCAGCCAGCUGAUGUACAGAAGAGGUUAAAGGAAAUGGCUGAUAAGAGAUUUUUAGAUACCGGUGGACCAUAUGGCAUGGCUUCUGAACAAGUUUUCCCGAAUAAUAAGUUGGAAGUCAGGGAGCAACGACUGAGGUUUGUUGAUACCAGUCCCUCAAGUUCUUAUUCACAUAAGGAGGAUAUCGUGAGAAUUUACAAAAGGAGAGGUGGAAAUGACGAUAAACGUCUUUCCCAUAGUGAGUGGUUAUACACAGUUCAAUUUGAGCCUGAUGUAAUCUCAAUGUCCUUCAUCCCUAUUACCUCCCUAUUGAAUGGAAUCCCAGGGAGUGGAUUCUUGAGCCAUGCCAUUAAUCUAUACCUGCGAUAUAAGCCCCCCAUUGAAGAGCUACACCAGUUUUUGGAAUUUCAGCUGCCAAGGCAGUGGGCUCCAGUGUUCAGUGAACUUCCCCUUGGCCCACAACGGAAACAACAAAGCACAGCAUCUUUACAGUUUAGUCUCAUGGGGCCUAAGCUUUUUGUGAAUACCACUCCAGUCGAUGUUGGUAAGAGGCCAGUGACUGGCCUUCGACUUUAUUUAGAAGGUAAAAGGAGCAAUCGCUUAGCGAUACACUUGCAGCACCUUUCAUCUCUUCCAAAAGUCUUCCAACUUGCAGACGAUCCAAAUGGUAAUUUCAAUCAGGAGUCCUAUGAUCGUAAAUACUAUGAGAAAGUCCAAUGGAAGAAUUUCUCUCAUGUCUGUACAGCUCCUGUUGAGUCUGAUGAGGAACUUUCUAUAGUAACCGGAGGUCAGUUACAAGUUGAGAAUUCUGGGUUUAAAAAUAUUCUCUUUCUACGACUGCGAUUCUCAACUGUGACGGGAGCAGCAGCUGUAAAGCAUCCAGAGUGGGAUGGAUCACCAGGGUUGGCACCUAAAUCUGGUCUCAUUUCAACACUAAUUAGCCAUCAUUUUACAUCGGUUCAGAAGCCACCUCCAAGACCAGCUGAUGUAAAUAUAAAUUCGGCUGUGUACCCUGGGGGCCCGCCAGUGCCUGUUCAAGUCCCUAAGCUUCUGAAAUUUGUUGACACAACAGAGAUGACAAGAGGACCCCAGGAAACUCCAGGUUAUUGGGUUGUAUCUGGGGCAAGAUUAGUUGUUGAGAAGGGCAGGAUUUCUCUCCGGGUUAAGUACUCCUUGUUGACUGUAGUAUUACCUGAUGAAGAUUUGGAACCAGAGCAGUAGCUGAUUCUUUUCCUCUCUCCCACACGCCCUUGACCAAAAGAGAGAAUACGAAAGAAAAUUAGAAAAUGAACCAAGGGGGAAAAAAGGAUAAAAAGGUCAUGAAUUAUUGGCUUUGUUUCAGGCUGUGAAUGUGGGAAGGUCCCUUAGCUUAUGUAAGGAAUAGCAUUGGAAGUGAUUGAGAAAUUGUUGUAAUAUUUUGCUGCUCACUGAUAUUUUCCCCGUGAAAUGUAAUUUUGCUUCUGUUGUAGAUUCCUCAA
Ricinus communis (castor bean) is the source of this 2409-nucleotide messenger RNA. Its product is annotated as MACPF domain-containing protein At4g24290. Gene Ontology annotation, cellular component: plasma membrane. Gene Ontology annotation, biological process: plant-type hypersensitive response; regulation of salicylic acid mediated signaling pathway. The record is from RefSeq and is a predicted model, not a curated record. Bases 341 to 2152 code for a protein of 603 amino acids. NCBI's taxonomy places the organism in Eukaryota, Viridiplantae, Streptophyta, Magnoliopsida, Malpighiales, Euphorbiaceae. The transcript has 8 exons.